AAUAUCGAGGGUAUUUUAUAUGCACCGACCCACAGACAGGAGAGCACAUACCACGGCCUUUGAUAUACCAGUCGUGGUGCACUGGCUGGAACGAGGGGUGUGGGAGCAGUUAUAUUAAUUCGUCUUUUAUCUUUUGAGUGGGGCUAUGUUUAUCGCGGGGCCAGAACCCUCUCCCCGCACCCACAACGUUUAUGACGCCUAUACCCCCUGCCCUGCCAGCUACACACCCACUCAUGUGAUCGACUGUGGAACACCCCUUAGGAAACAAGUGUUUGCUUAAGUUCUUUCAAGCUACAAUUCGUCACCAGUAUUGUUAUCAAACAUCAAACAUUUCAGCACAGCACUGCGACAAUUUCAUGACGUGUCCUGCAUAAAUAAAUGUAUGUUUUAAAUCACCUUUGGCAAAUACACAAUGUGCGGUGAUUGAUCUUGAGUUACACUGGUCACGUGGUCGCUGAUUUCAGUUUACUGGGCAGCACAACAGACGGGAAAUUUACAUUUCGUCGGCGUCGUAGGUACAAUUAGUACACUUGUUAGGUGAGGUGGUCAGUCAUAUUUUCGACAGUUCUUCAAAUAUGACUGGGACUCAGACCACCAAACAGUCAUUUUUGAACGGAUUCCUAGGAUCCAGUGACGGGCUGUCCAAAUCUCUUUCUCCACCACCUAGAGUAAAACCAGAGGGUGAACAAUAUUAUAUUAGGGGUCAAGGCGUCAUAAAAGGAUGGGCGUUCGGACAGCGAAUUGACGACGCAUACACAUCCCCACGUCCCAACGUAAGGUGUCCUUCAGCUGACGCAAAGACAAAUUAUCAGAUGGGCUGGUACGGGAUGAUUUCGCCCAUGCUCAAUGGCACCGCAACUCCCAGGAUAUCGUCUGCCCCGUGUCGUGUGAAGCCCGAGGGAGAGAAAAAUGCUGGCUUAGCGAAAGGUAGACGUAUGAAAAUCAUAGUAAAUGAAUACGCCCAGCGUGGCCCAACUCCCAGAAAUCCUCGCGUCAAACCGGAAGCAGAAGAAACAGCGGAAGUUCACAAAGGAGGGAGAAUGCGAACGUUGAUUCACAAACAAGGUGUCAUUCCGGAAUUAAGCAAGGCUGUUCCGCGAAUAAAACCAGAGGCAGAAGACAUUGCCCACGUGAGUAAAGGUAAAAGGAUGUACAACAUCGUCCACAAAUAUCAGCAGAGCCACGUCUCGCCUCGGCCUGCGCCUAGAGUGAAACCAGAGGCUACAGACGUUGCUGAGGUGAGCAAGGGCAAACGUAUGGCCAGGUUAAUCCACAAGUACGGAAUACUGCCAACGUCUUCCAGACCAGCGCCAAGAGUGAGACCGGAAGCGGAAGACAAUGCUAGUCUCGAUCGCGGAGGACGCAUGUCGAGACUGAUGCACGACAUGCACACGUUGCCAGACACUCCCCGGCCAGUCCCUAGAGUGAGGUCAUCGGAGGCUGCACAAAUAGCUCUUCACCAUCAAGGACAGGUCGGGAAAAUCCUCCGCCAGACUGGAAGAAAGUCGUACAUUUUUGUUCCUGGAGAACAAAAGAAAACUUAUAUGCAAACGAGAACUAUCUAACAUUUGGGUAAUUUGUAUACCAUACUAAAUGCAGGGCCUAUUUGACUUAUUUUGUUAAUUAUGUUUAAUUGGUAUCUCAUAAAUAUAGAUUUACCAAUUUC
Molecule: messenger RNA, 1666 nt
Organism: Gigantopelta aegis
Lineage: Eukaryota; Metazoa; Mollusca; Gastropoda; Neomphalida; Peltospiridae
Exons: 2
Coding region: 576-1565 (329 amino acids)
Source: RefSeq, a predicted model, not a curated record